AUGGAUAUCUUACCGAGCGGAAACAUAUUCAGAGAACUCCAGACCAUACACGAUACUGGAUAUUUUUCAUCGGAGCCCUCGCUGGAGGAUCACUGGCAACAGGUUUUUGUUCGUAUCCCCCCCCCCUCCAUUCGUUCGGUUUCGGUUUUUUUAAAAUAA
Pediculus humanus corporis (human body louse) is the source of this 159-nucleotide messenger RNA. RefSeq lists its product as uncharacterized. The record is from RefSeq and is a predicted model, not a curated record. Bases 1 to 159 code for a protein of 52 amino acids. Lineage: Eukaryota; Metazoa; Arthropoda; Insecta; Psocodea; Pediculidae. The transcript is spliced from 2 exons.